This is a messenger RNA of Cryptomeria japonica (Japanese cedar), 825 nucleotides long. Its product is annotated as G-type lectin S-receptor-like serine/threonine-protein kinase At2g19130. Lineage: Eukaryota; Viridiplantae; Streptophyta; Pinopsida; Cupressales; Cupressaceae. The transcript has a single exon. Bases 1 to 825 code for a protein of 274 amino acids. The record is from RefSeq and is a predicted model, not a curated record.
AUGAAAUACGUUCUUAAAGGUCAGAUCUCAAUCUCUUUGAGAGAUUUGGCUCUUACUCUUAUUCUACUCAUUUGCAGUAGCGGAGUUUACGCCUUUGCCAUUACUGCAGACGAAACGGGCACAAUCGGGCUGGGCUCUAGCGUGAGGAGAGACCAGAAAUGGCUUUCUUCGGACGGAAUGUUUGCUAUGGGUAUAUUCUCUCUGAAAGAAGGAACCAAUUAUCUGGGCAUCUGGUAUGCCAAGAUUACAUCCCCAAUGCGAAGCAGGAUUAUUUGGGUAUCGAACAGGGACAACCCUGCUUCAAAUUCUGCCUCCGUUCAGUUCCGUUUGGACGGAAACCUACUGCUCUUGGACCAGGGGAAACAAAUCUGGAGUAGCAACACAAGCCGACUAAACGUAUCCUUUGCACGACUUGACAAAACCGGAAAUUUCCUCCUAAUUUCCAGGCAUAACAGCAGUUCAGACGGAGCAGUGGCCGUGUGGGAAAGCUUUGGCAUGCCGUGCGAUACUCUGAUACCGGGAAUGAAGCUACGUUUCGGAUCAAAGCUGACUUCUUGGAAAGAUUCAAAAGAUCCUGCUCCGGGCCCCUAUUCUGUUAUCGUCGACAAGGAUUUUGUUCUUGGACUCUACUGGAACUCCACUGUGGCUUACUGGACCUCAGGCGACUUCGACAACAGCAGCAGCACCUUCUCCAACAUGCAGUUUUUGAGGAGAGUGAACAAGCGCUACAACCAGAUUAAUCUGAUAUUUAGCUCUGGAAAGCUUGUGCUUUUUUGGAACUCCACGGAAUUCUACGAGCGUAUUGUGGUGAGCCACAGAGGCUAG